Molecule: messenger RNA, 2076 nt
Organism: Megalops cyprinoides (Indo-Pacific tarpon)
Lineage: Eukaryota; Metazoa; Chordata; Actinopteri; Elopiformes; Megalopidae
Exons: 15
Coding region: 1-2076 (691 amino acids)
Source: RefSeq, a predicted model, not a curated record
AUGACGCCCAUGCUUGGUGAUGCAGAGUUCACCUUGAACUAUCAGAUUGUGAAACUGGAUGAGACUGGGAAGCAGACUAAAUACCCAUCACAGAUUUCCUGCAAACUGAACAGUGGUUGGAAGCCAAGGGAAGUACACUGUGAAGAGAACUACAUAGAGGUUUCUGUCAGGAGGAAUAUAUUCCGGCUCUCGCAGUCUCCAUUGUCGGAAGAGUGGGACACGGUUCUUUCUGGUGAAAUGAAGCUUUCUGAAUGCCAGGUCCUGAUCAGGAGGUCCAAUGGUACCAUUUCACUGUCUGUUGAAGAGGCCCGUAGUCAGGGCUACGUGGUGGCUGCUACCCCCCAUCGGAUUGUCUUUCGUUCCCCCUACAACAAGCCCUGGGCUGAAAUCCAGAUGGUGGAUGACAUUGAGGUGGAGACGAUCGGCGCCACGGUUGUCUUCAGACAGAACUGGGCCCUGGUGAUGAUCGAGACGACCCCUGCCUGCGCCAUGAAUGCAGGGACUUUCAAUGGCUCCCGCGUUGGUUGGACCGUUCCCAGAGUCAUGCAGCCUCUGACACGGUCUCCUUCCCAGUUUGAGGACAAGGCUGUCCUCAUGGGCGUGGAUGGACAGGUGGUGGACACUGCCACCAUGAAGGCCUUAGACUACAGACUUGACAUAGAUGGUCCACAUGUGACCCUCUCUGUUCCUUUUGGGGCAGGCGGAGGGCUAUAUGAGAGCCAUGUUAUAGAAAACCAAUACAACAGUCGGUACACAGUCCUCUUCUACCUUCAGCAUCUCUGGACAGAUGACAUGUUUGAAGAAACGGAGCACCGCAGCUUCAAGCUUGUGGGGACCCCAUACAUUCCCAGCAUGCCGUUCACCGUUGACCAAACCAACCAUGAAGAGCGCACAUUCACUGUGUACCUGGGCAUCUUCCCUUUUGAUGUGGCCCUGGUCGCUCUAACCCUCAAUGGAGAGCCCUUCACAGUGGCUGGCGCAAUUCAGAGUGGCUACCCAAUCACGGAGGUGCCUCACGCUAAUGGAACCCAUGCCUACAUCCUCAGGGUUCCUUUCAAGGAUCCUAUUGUACCCAAGAUGUACUUGGGAGACGGCAUUCUUCAGUACUCCUUGGACAUCAACUUUACCCUGAACAUCAUGCCCCAAGAAGAACCAUACUACCAUCCAGUGUCUGUUGUGGCUGAGCUCAAGGACUCCUUUCCUGCUGACUUCAGUGGGGUCUGCACAGAGACGGGCAUAACCUUCAAGAUGGCCCACCAAAAUUGGGGGUACCUGUGGGAGGUUGGCAUUGGGCAUCACCCCCUGACCCCUGAGCUGGCAGCGAAGCAUGGCUACAUAAUGCAAAAUGACGGCCAGAGCUUAACCUUGGAAGUCCCUCUCUUCACCAUUGGCUAUGUGUAUGAGGAUAUUAACCUAAGGCAGUUCUUUGGAUCCUUUGAAGUCGUCUCCAGAGACACCAAGACUCUCAAAAUUGCAAAAAGGGUAGUGAAACGCUGCCUCUUCCAAACCAAUGAGCUCAUCGUGUGUGGUCCUGGUGGGCUGGUUACGGUGGUGAUCAGCAUGACUGCAACCUUGCCCAGAGUCGACCCACGCCGGACCACUCUCCUGGACGAGACAUGCAAGCCAAGGGAAAAUGAUGACACCCGAGCUCUCUUUGCUUUUCAGGUGAACUCGUGUGGGACCAGAGUGAUGGUUGACACCAACUACGUGACCUAUGAAAAUGAAGUGGUGUUUAACAGGGAGCUCAUUCCAGCCAAUCGGACAGUCAUCACCAGGGAUUCUGAAUUCAGGCUGACGGUCCUUUGCUAUUACCCAACCCCCGAUACCAUCAGACUGCUCACUGACAGGAAGUUCCUGCAGGAGCCAGAAGCACCUGGUGUGGGCUCCAUUAUUGCGACUGGAAGUCCCUCUGGAAGAAAACAUACGCAGUGGGAGUUAUCAAACAUGCACAGCGGCAUUCUGAGAGGUAAGAGCUUUGAGGAGCUCCUGAGCGACUCCAUUGGCACAGGCUCUGAGAACAGCCCACACAUCACUGAUUUCAGUCUGGGAAAGGUCACCAACAGCCAGAUUGGGUGA